AUGGCCCAUCUGCUGGGGAACCAAAGCUGCAUGGAUAGCUUGAGGAAGGACAUCACGGACCUGCAAGGAGCCAUUGUGGACGUGUUCUCCCGAGCUGGGGCAGUGCGCUUCCCCUCUUGGAAGUUCCCUGACAAAGUGUCCUGUGACCUAGACUUGGUGUCUCUCUUAGAGCACUAUGACCACGAAGAAGGGAACCCUGAGUUCACUCAGCUUUCCCACAUGGUGCUCCUGGAGCUGGUGAUCGACAGGUGA
This is a messenger RNA of Trichosurus vulpecula (common brushtail), 252 nucleotides long. It is a transcript of the gene CCDC157, whose product is annotated as coiled-coil domain containing 157. The record is from RefSeq and is a predicted model, not a curated record. The coding region runs from base 1 to 252 and encodes 83 amino acids. The transcript has a single exon. Lineage: Eukaryota; Metazoa; Chordata; Mammalia; Diprotodontia; Phalangeridae.